UUUCCAAACACUUUUUUCUCCGAGCCCCGCCAUUCUACUCAGUAUGCUGUGGUGGGUCCUGUCAGCACCCUGCAUCCCCCACUGCUUUUCCAAGAGAGGAAAGUGUCCUGCCUCUUCUGACCCAGGAGUCUAACUCCAAAGCCCGGAGAGGUAUAUUAAGAAGAGCUGUCUUUUCUGAAGACCAGAGGAAAGCUUUGGAGAAAAUGUUUCAGAAGCAGAAAUAUAUCAGUAAAACAGACAGGAAGAAAUUGGCCAUUAGCCUGGGUCUAAAGGAGUCUCAGGUGAAAAUUUGGUUUCAGAAUCGAAGGAUGAAGUGGCGAAACUCCAAAGAAAAAGAAGUGCUUUCAAACAGGUGCCUCCAAGAAGAAGGUCUUCAGGAGAACUACCUCUCACAAUCCACCAUGAAUUUUACCUCCCCGUGCCAAUCUGUGUGGGAAGUAUCUCAGGAGCCGGCAAGUCCAAGGUGGAGGGAGAAUUCUCCAGGAAAUUCUGAAAGACUGACUAGUACACAACCACCUACAAGAGCAGAUUCAUCACAGAGUCCACUCUAUUUGUAUCCUGACCAAGACACUGCAAAUAAGGCAGUUACAUCAUCAGCCUGAAUAAAUAGGGCCAGUUUGUAAAUUGAGUGGAGAGCAUAGGCUUCAAAUCAGCAGUCUUCUAAAAUUAACAGUAUUUGGACAUUGUAAAGCUAAGUAGUUUAUGCCUCAUAAAUUUGCUAAAGUCUAACACCAUUAAAAUGACAAACAAC
Messenger RNA from Chaetura pelagica (chimney swift), 751 nucleotides. RefSeq names its product developing brain homeobox 2 (gene DBX2). The transcript is spliced from 3 exons. Gene Ontology annotation, molecular function: DNA-binding transcription factor activity, RNA polymerase II-specific; DNA binding. NCBI's taxonomy places the organism in Eukaryota, Metazoa, Chordata, Aves, Apodiformes, Apodidae. The record is from RefSeq and is a predicted model, not a curated record. Gene Ontology annotation, biological process: regulation of transcription by RNA polymerase II. The coding region runs from base 204 to 602 and encodes 132 amino acids.